This is a messenger RNA of Cercospora beticola, 3120 nucleotides long. RefSeq lists its product as uncharacterized. Gene Ontology annotation, molecular function: helicase activity. The record is from RefSeq and is a predicted model, not a curated record. Lineage: Eukaryota; Fungi; Ascomycota; Dothideomycetes; Mycosphaerellales; Mycosphaerellaceae.
AUGUCGAGCGCCAGCAGCGACAGUGAUGCAGACUCCUUCGACACGGCACCCUCAUCCGUCAACGAGACCCCAGGACCUCCUAAAGAUCCCGCCCUCUCUUACGGCCACCUGGUCAAGGACCCCGUCGUGGUUGGCCCUAUUACCGAGAAAUCGACGAUAGCGGAACUUUACAGAUUUGACGACGGAAAGUUCGCUCACAGAAAUUUGUUGAAGGAGCUGAGCACGUUCUCGACUCCAAUACCAGCAAGAAUCCGCAUCGGCAAUCUCACAGCGCCGGCGAUACGAGUGAAAGCGCACUUCAUGGGAGUUGGCCAAUAUGCUCGGAAAGUGAUCCACACUGUCAUCCUCGACUUCCACUUCAACGAUUGCGACGGAAAGCAGCUUUUCGAUUUCCAGUUCAAGCGUGUCGAUUGCUCCAUCGACUUCACGUCCACGGGUGCAACUAGCGAAGGCCUCAAUGUCACCCCACAAUUCAAUGCUGAGCAGCGAGCCUUCUUCAAUAUCCUUAAGUCAUUGGCACGUGCGACCGCUAAGCAGAAGCUACAUUCCGAUCUUUGCACCAGCCAGCUUGCUGCAGAAAAUCUCGCCACUUUCUACAAAGUGAUGGAUCGUCUGCCUGGAGGCUGUGGUCCUCUUCUCCCAUCCAUUGGAAGGCCGGAGUUCAGCAACUUUCCGGAGAACCCUGAGGACCUCACCAAAAUUCUCGAUCUCAUGCAGGGGGCAAAUCCAUGGCCUAUGACACCGUUGAGGAGCGGUGACUCUUUCAGUUCAAUUGCUCAUGCUCGCGCUGAGCUCUUGACGACGCAUAUUGUUUCAUGCCACGAACAUCAGCAGGAGCUGGAGCUUUUUGCGAGAUGCCAGAACCAUCAGGUAGCUGUCUUCCACACUCACGGCUUUGUUGUACUGGCGAUGAAGUUCGACCCAGCAAUGAAGACCCUGGGCGGAACAGGCGAAGACCAGCAUCUCAGAUUACCAAAAGAGAUGGAGAUCGAGAUUCUGAUCGACGGUCCGUGGAGACAGGACACUGAGCUUGAUGAGUAUGAGCGAGAUGUCGCGAUUCGAGCAUAUCACGACACUACACGGAUGGGUUUGCCAAAACACGACGCAUUCUUCGUCGUCAUAUCCCACGACUAUGCACUCUUCAGAGGUCGCUUGCAGGACCCAGAUGCUGCCGUGAUUCGCUACUACCGUGUUGAGAAACUGCGCCCGCACAAGGAAUGUUUUCUUUACGAGUCCCUCCUCGAUGCCACGGAAAAGGUCUGCUCAAAGCCAUACGCGGAAUGGCAUUUGAUUUUGAAGAAUCAGUUACACAAGGAUCUGGAAGAGAUUGAUUUCGUGGCCAGUCUCGAUGUGCCCAAGCGCACGAUCGAAAAGGCAGAAGAGUGGCUUGAAAAAUGCAAUAACUGGAACGAGUCACAGUGGAAAGCCCUAAAGGACAUGCGCCGCGCUCGAGGGAGAUUACAGCUCAUCAGCGGACCCGCCGGGACUGGCAAGUCCACCGUACAUGCAGCACAAGCGAUGUUUUUUGUCAAGUUGGGCGGCCGGGCUUUGUGCACGACGACCGCCAAUGCGAACGCUGAUCAUCAAGUGCGACAACUGCGACCUUUUGCUGAGAAAUGUGGCAUGAAAGAUGUGCGGAUCCACCGGCUGUAUCCUUCGUCCAGAGGCUUCAAGAUCGAAGAUUUCACUCGAGAGCAAGCGUUCUACAAAAGAGCGGGACACCAAGGGGGAAACGUUACUUCUCUCCAAGAGCUGAUUUUCAAGAAGAUGUGUCAGAAGGUGGACGCCUUCGAUAUGUCCGUUGAGAAGGGCGUGCUUGACGAGGCAAACAAUGGAAUUUUCAGGUAUGACACUUCAGUAACCAGCGACAAGAAGGAACUGGUCAAUGUCUGGGAGGAAAUGCGCAUCUACAUGAGGAAGGUGGAGGCAGGCUCCGUAAAUUGGCGCGACUCCAAAGAGCGCGAGCGUUUCGAGCGCGUCUAUGAGGCUUGCAAGGGUCACCUCAUCGGCGUCACCAAGAUCUUACUGACCACCAAUGGCAAUGUCCGCGGCAAAGAGAUGGUUCAUUUCGCAGAAGCCGAAGAAAUGUAUGGAGAGAAGGCCAUAUGCUCCCCUGUGGCGGAGAAGACGACGUGCUUCGGCAUCUUCGUUGACGAAGCAGCAAAGGAGAUUGAGCCUGCGAUCUGGAACACCAUUACGUCGCCUGGUCGACCGAAGAAGCCCGAUCUGGUGGUCUUUUACGGCGAUGAAAAGCAACUUGGGCCGAUCAAUACUUGCUCGAACAAAGACGUCCAGUACAAUCAGUAUUAUGAUCGUCUGAGCAUGUCUUUGAUGGGUCGGUUACUUCGCCAAGGCUUCCCGAGCAGCCCCUUGACGAUUCAGCAUCGUUUGCAUGAGUCCAUUGCCGGCUUCGUGAGUCGAGUCUUCUACGACAACACGGUCAUCAACGCGCCCUCCACGAGACGGGACCUUGAGAAAGUGGAGCCCGGUUUACGCAAAAUCAUUCAUCGCAUUGUGGCCAGUACCUUUACCAACGAAGCGAAACGUAAACAAUACCGAAAGACGGCAACCGAGCAUCAGGCCCGACUGCACUGGUGUGAAAUGCCACGCGGAAAGAUCGAGAAGGACAAACGCUCGCUCGCGAUUCCCAAGCACAUUUCUCUGUUCAUGCGCAAGAUCUUUCCAAAGCUCCAGGAGCACUUCGGAAAGCGUACGUCCAAGGAAGUUAUGCUUAUCGCUGGCUACACUCACGCGCUCAACACCUACGAAGAGGAAUUCCGCAAGCAUCAAAAAUCAGAGAAGGAAGCUGGUCGCAUCAAGGACAAGUCGUGGUACCCUCCCGUGCUCACGAUAGAUGCUGCACAAGGCCAGGAGGCUAUGGUAGUCACUAUCGAUGGCUGCCUGCAAUCAGCUGAUCAUCUUGGUUUCAUGGUCGAUUCUGGUCGGGCCAAUGUCGCGAUGACGCGAGCUCAAGAGGUUCUGCUCAUCAUAGGCGGUUCGAUGAAAUACAAGGACGAAUCUGAUCGGCCGGAUCCGGUUCCAGCAUUCGUGCAGCUACACGACGAGCUGGCGGCCAAGGGCCAAGUUCAUCGCUUCGGUGCGCCCGACGAUAGAUACUGA